This is a messenger RNA of Corvus hawaiiensis (hawaiian crow), 4079 nucleotides long. It is a transcript of the gene HOXD4, whose product is annotated as homeobox D4. Gene Ontology annotation, biological process: regulation of transcription by RNA polymerase II; embryonic skeletal system morphogenesis; anterior/posterior pattern specification. NCBI's taxonomy places the organism in Eukaryota, Metazoa, Chordata, Aves, Passeriformes, Corvidae. The record is from RefSeq and is a predicted model, not a curated record. Gene Ontology annotation, cellular component: nucleus. Gene Ontology annotation, molecular function: RNA polymerase II cis-regulatory region sequence-specific DNA binding; DNA-binding transcription factor activity, RNA polymerase II-specific. The transcript is spliced from 4 exons. The coding region runs from base 2391 to 3104 and encodes 237 amino acids.
UCUCCUCCACGGAUUGCUACGAGGGUGCAAAAUGGAUUACAGCGACCCUCCCGGGCUUCUCCGCUGGCGGGCAAUUCCGCGAACUGGUUCGGCAGCAUGGAAGAACAUCCACAGCAGUUGGGAGUUGGAGCCAGCCAAACUACCCGGUACACAUCGCUCGGAUAAGCGCAACACCCCCAAAUCUGCCCUCCGCAGUGGUUGGAUGUAUCACACCCGCACCAUUAUUUGUCCUUAUGGUGCCUGUUUUAAAUAGUGGAAGGAGAAGAGGUUGACCGCAGGACAGCAGUGAGGAGCUGGGUCAGACACAAUUCAUGAACUUUUGUACUCCUGUGUGCCGCUGUCGACAAAGUAAAAAUAAUGAAACUUUGUGAUAUGUUUGUAAAUGAUUUCGGCUGACCUCUCGCCCUGCCCUUCACCAUAAACGCUACGGCGGGGAAAACCUGGGAGGGUGCGAGGCUGAGGCUCGCAGGCAGAUCGCGGGGAUAAUAGCUAGACCAGCAUAAUAGGAUGAAGGUAAAUUUGGAAACUCUCUUUUUCCCGAGAGCAACUAACUCCAGCUUUUAACCUCAUCUUUUUCACCAACCGCUGUUUCUGUUGUCGGCUGUUUUACUUCUGUUUCGAUUUUUUUUAAAUUCUUUUUUUAUUUUGGGGGGAUUUCUAAUUAUGGAGAAUCUUUUCAGAUUCGUGUUAGCCUAAAUAUUUAAAGACUCCUUCCUAAAUUACUUUAAGCAUUAUUAUUCUAAAUAGCGCAAUUUGAUCGACCACGUCCAUUUUCCAUAGCGAGAACGUAAAUGGCAGAGAAUUUAAAGAAAGCGGCAGGUCUUUCUGAGAAUUUGGUAGGCGAAAUUCGUCGCUAUGAAUUGAUGGAGGGUCUUAUAGCUCUAUUGCAGCAAUAAUAACAAGCGUGAAUCUUUUCCGAAAUCCCACCUUCCUGCAAAUCUAUAUUUCAGAAUUGAGUCCCAGCAGAAUAGUUUGCAUUCCUCAGAAGACAGUAAGAGACUAAGAGAAUUGCAAAGACCUGCUAUAUUGUAGAUGAAAACAGAAUGUUAUUACGUUGUCUAUAUAUACCCUGUAGAACCGAAUUUGUGUGAUAUUCAUAUAGUCACAGAUUCGAUUCUAGGGGAAUAUAUGGUCGAUGCAAAAACUUCACAUUUCUGCAAAUGGUUAGAAGUUAAAAUACUGGCGGAAUCAAGAGGCAUGUGCGUGCUGAACACUCAGAAAUUAUAAAAGUUUUGCUGCCUCGCUCCUAUUCGCUGGGUUUUAGGACGUUUCUUAAAACUUCAGUUGUCGUUCAAACCUAACUCUCAGUGACAAUCUGUGAAUUUAAACAGUUAAACUCACCAGAAGUUACAAAUUUUCUGGGGGAAAAAAAAAAAAAAAAGGUAUUAUCUACCCAUCAGUGAAUGAGUAUUUUAAAAGAUACUCAUAAAUUAGCUAGAUAUGCCAGACAUUAGCAAAAUUUCCCUGUCAAGGGUCCAGAUCGCAUCAAAAUAUUUACGACAGCAGCAAAAGCAGCAUUCGCCUCACUGGAAUGUAUUUACUUGUGCUCCAGGAAUGAUAUUGAUGAAUGAAGACGGAAUUUAUCGCAUUAAACCCGUGAUAUUUUUAACCUAAUUAAAUGACGUCUCCAGUUCAAUUGAUUGAACUUUAGUGGUUAAAAGUGAACUCCUUCUUGCCAUCUGCAUGAUUUUACAUACAUACAUGUGUAGGUUUAUAAAUAUACGUUGGCGUUUGCAUCUGUGCAUGCAUACGUAUGCACACGUAUAUAUUGAGGCUUGAAAGUGAAUGAGAAGUUACUGAUUGCCUAAUUUUAUUCAGCAGAACUAAAUUCUGGUAACUUUUGGAUGACCUCUGCUAGACAAAGACAGGACAGAUCUAUUGUACAUCAUAUUACCCUCUUCCUUGAUGGCUUUUCUUUCUCUCGCCUGCUUAUCAGUUUCUUCCCUUUUAACCCCGCUUCAGCUCAUCUCUCUGUAUAUUCCUUUCGAUUCUUUUUCUUAUUUUAUUUAAAGUGAGGUACCAAGCCCCGGUGGCGAUCCUGGCUAGUAGAUCAGACGGCAGGGCAGCAUCCCCCGGGGAUGGGGGAAGCCGGCUCAGACAAAAGGCUGUGGGCAGGGCAGCGGCCGCCGCCCCGGGGUACCCCUACACCUCCGGUACCUGGUUUGCGGGUGCGGCCCGCCGGAGAGGGGGGUCACUCGGUUAGAGGGAUGUUAUUGAGUGGAAUCGCUGGAAAUGCGGGGAAAUGCGGCGGUGGGCGCCCGGCUCCCCAUUGGCCGGGCCGGUCACAUGCCCGCCUAACUUUAUUCAGUUGACAGCAAGUAGGAGGGCUCUAUGGCAGGGGAAAAAAAGACAACACGAGAAAAAUUAGUAUUUUCUACCUUCAGAAAUUAAUGGCCAUGAGUUCGUAUAUGGUGAACUCUAAGUAUGUGGAUCCCAAAUUUCCUCCUUGUGAGGAAUAUUUGCAGAAUAGCUACUUAGGCGAGCAAGGGGCCGAGUACUACAGUGCCUCGCAGGGCUCUGAUUUCCAGCACCAGGGACUCUACCCACGGUCAAACUACAGCGAGCAGCCCUUUAGCUGUAGCAAUGCCCAGGGCUCUGCCGGGCAGCCGCGGGGUCACGGACAGGAGCAAUCCGGCCCGGCGAGCCACUUCCCCGGCCCAGCAGAGCAUUGUCCACCGCCUCCAAUGUCCAACUCGCGAGCCUGCAGCCAGCAGCCGGCCCUCAAACCCCCAAACGGCUCCGCAGUUAAGCAGCCAGCAGUAGUUUAUCCCUGGAUGAAGAAAGUCCAUGUUAACUCGGUGAAUCCCAAUUACAACGGAGGGGAACCUAAACGCUCCCGCACAGCUUACACCAGACAGCAAGUCCUAGAACUGGAAAAAGAAUUUCAUUUUAACAGGUACCUGACCAGGCGCCGCCGUAUCGAGAUAGCCCACACUUUGUGUCUCUCUGAGCGCCAGAUCAAGAUCUGGUUUCAGAACAGAAGAAUGAAGUGGAAAAAAGAUCACAAACUGCCCAACACGAAGGGCAGGUCUUCUUCCUCUGGUUCAAACCCCCAUUUACAAACUGGUUCCAAGGACCAUCAGACUGACUUGACAACUUUGUAGAAGAGGUGAAAUUUUCCAUUUCAUCCUUCGCUUCUGACCAGUACUGUACAUAACUGACACUGCCCAAGCAGAACCUGCAUGUAGCAGCUAAGGACACGAGAAACUGUCAUCUUUCUUUAAGGUACUGUUGUACAAAGGAGACAAAAUGACGCUACUUUGGACUUUAUUUUAUUUGCCUCUGCUAGCACAACCUAAAAAAGGAAAACAAAAAAAGGGGAAAGAAAGAGAGAGGGAAAACCAACCAAACAAACCAUCAUGCAGGCAGUGGGAAUUGGGAAAAUAUUAAAUGAGACCUUCUGUCCUUAAAAAAUAAUAAAUCAUUGAAAAUGAAACUGUCCUGUGUUUCAGUUUUGAAUUCUAAAGUGAAGAUUGGAUGCUUUAUUAUGGGAUUUAUACUUUUAAUUGUCUUUUUAUCCCAUGCAAUUUCGGGAGGAUGUAUUUUGGGCAAGUUGAGGACAGGAAAUUCAUAGCAUAGUCUUUUAUUUGAACAUAAAGACUAGUAAUUGUGAACUUUUUUUUUUUUGUACUGCUUUACCUUUCUCGGUGUAAUGAAAAUACUUGCUCAUUUCCAUAACGUCACAGAAGGUGUGCAUAGAAAUUAAGUGAAAACGGGUUAUUUUGUGUUCUGGUAAUGUUAAUGUAUUUAUUUAUUUGUUACAUAGAAGAAGACAAAAAGAAAAAUAGUCAAACCAAAAACGAGGAAGGGGAGCUGAAAUACAGUAUUUUUCCUUCCCAGUCUCAUGAACACAUAUGUAAUGUUUACUUGUCUUGAACGUACACAACUUUCUUGUCCCCCACCCCGUUUUCUUCUAAAUUUCCUUCUUUGUGAAUAGGAAAAGCGUCCCUGCUCCUUACCGUGUGCCAUCCAGAGCUAACAGGCUUGAAAUCUGUUUCCAAAGUCUGCUCUGCUCAGAGCUGUGCUUUAAACCAUCGAUACCUCAUUUUAAAAUGGAAAGAAAAAAAAAAAGAAAAAAG